AUGUCGAAGAUAAAAGCUGUUAAACGUCUGAAGAUCAUUAGCAAAGACGAUUAUUUGUCUACGUCGGAAGAUUCGUCGUCGGAAGAUUCGUUGUUGGAAGACUCGUCGUCGGAAGAUUUGUUGUCGGAAGACUCGUCGUCGGAAGGUAAAGAAACAGUAAAAGAAGAACAGGUGAAGGAAAUGUUUAGAAAACAUCCAGAACUCACUUCAAAAUUCAAUUUCGAGAAUCAACAGCUCAAGAAUGCUUUUAUGGAUGUCCUCCUCGACCUAAUCAAGACACUGUGCAAGUCUACAAAAGAGCUUUCCUUAAAAGAUCUAAACAAAGCAGAGAGGACGCUUAUUGAUCUUACUAGAGCAGGCUUGAAAGUGGGUUGGUUGCAUCAGAAGUGGGAAGAAGCUUACUUGAAGAAGGAGAAACAGAGAAUUAGUGGGGUUCGAAUCAGAGAACUCGAGGAACAGGUCAAGAAGCGUAAGCUGACUUUGUCCUAUUUGGAAUCCGACCUUAAGACAGAGAAAGCUGCGGCUUUAGCUACUAAAUCUCGAAUUGGAUUCAGCGAUGUCGUUUGA
Camelina sativa (false flax) is the source of this 567-nucleotide messenger RNA. The record is from RefSeq and is a predicted model, not a curated record. NCBI's taxonomy places the organism in Eukaryota, Viridiplantae, Streptophyta, Magnoliopsida, Brassicales, Brassicaceae.